CGUUCUCUUUACACUCCAUCACAGUAGGUGCCGGUAUGCACCUAUGAAGAUGGUUCGCAACCGGCCAUAAAACAAAAAGAGAAGAAGAAGAAGAACUAACGGUUUCGAAAUCCUCGGUUCCUAGCACUAGGGCGAGGCGAAGCUGAAGCAAAAUAACAACGCACUUUGUUUUGUUUUGUUUUGUUACACGCGUUUUGGAGCUUAUGUAUCAACAUCACAUCGCAAGCAAAAAUGAUUCAAACUUCUGUGUGUUGUUGAUUUUACACGUCUUCAUAUUGGCUUUAAGUUUCACAACAGAAAGUAACAUUUUUGUUUCCGCGCAUUCUGGACUGUGUUUCGAAAACGUGGAGGAAAAUGCUAGGGGUUUUUCUCACACUGUGUGUUUUGCUCUUUCGUGGUGCUUCUGGUGUUGAGAUGGACAAAGUGUCAGUGAUGGAGGGAGAUUCAGUCACUUGAAUACUGAUGUUACAAAAAAACAGACAAGACAGAAUUAUGUGGUAUUUCAAUGAAAAUCGCAUAGCUUACAUCACUGGAGAACAGACUAAGAUCUGUACAGAUCCAGAGUGUCCUGAGACAUUCAGAGGCCGACUGAAAUUAGACACUCAGACUGUAUCUCUGACCAUCACAAACAUCAACACCACAGACUCUGGAGGUUAUCAUCUGCAGAUCAACAGCCGCAACCUUGAAAAGACCUUCAAUGUUACUGUUCAUGAUGCUCCAGCUGCCGGACGAGAUGAAAUGAAGUCAGUGCAGGAGGGAGAAUCAGUCACUUUGGAUCCAGGUGCGAUAAACAACCCAAAUGAUUUGAUGACAAGGCUUUUUAAUGACACUUGCAUCGCUGAAAUCAGUGCAGAUCAGAGUAAGAUCUGUACAGAUGUUCAUUGUGAAGAUGGUAGUAAGAGAUUCGGAGACCGAGUGGAGGUGAAUCAGACUGGAUUUUUUGACCGUCACAAACAUCAGAAGCACAGACUCUGUGGAGUUUAUCAUCUACAGAUCAACAGCAGCAGCAGCAGCUUCAGUUAUUGUCACUGGUGUCAUGCAGUUAUUCAGUGCAAAAUUAAAUAAAGUGCCUUUCACCGAGGACUGUUUCAACUAACAUUUUAAUGAAUGUUAACCUGCAAAAAUGCACAAUGAAAAAAAAAAAACAAACAAAAAACCAACCUUUAUCAGUUAAAUCUGUUGCACACAACUGAUGAACAGAGCAGAAAAGAUAUAAAUAUCAGUCAGAAAUAUCAAUAAAAUUGAAAUGACUGUCUCUCUUUUUUG
Messenger RNA from Cyprinus carpio (common carp), 1266 nucleotides. RefSeq lists its product as uncharacterized. The record is from RefSeq and is a predicted model, not a curated record. Lineage: Eukaryota; Metazoa; Chordata; Actinopteri; Cypriniformes; Cyprinidae.